Ananas comosus (pineapple) is the source of this 1750-nucleotide messenger RNA. Its product is annotated as serine/threonine-protein kinase AFC3. Gene Ontology annotation, cellular component: nucleus. Gene Ontology annotation, biological process: protein phosphorylation. The record is from RefSeq and is a predicted model, not a curated record. Gene Ontology annotation, molecular function: ATP binding; protein kinase activity. The coding region runs from base 139 to 1311 and encodes 390 amino acids. NCBI's taxonomy places the organism in Eukaryota, Viridiplantae, Streptophyta, Magnoliopsida, Poales, Bromeliaceae. The transcript has 12 exons.
CCCCUCUCUCUCUCUCUCUCUCUCUCUCUCUCUCUCUUUCUCGCGGCCCUUUUCUAGGGUUUUGCUCUCUCCCGCUCCUCUCGCCGCUCAAAAAGAGGAGGGUUUUAAAGAAGAAGCCCUCUUGGGACGAACAAGACGAUGGAGAGCUCGCGAACUCGGAAGCGGCAGCGGCACGCGUGGGACGCCGCACCUUCCGAAAGAGAGGCUGCUCGUGGCGAGGCGGCUCCGGUCGCGAGGGGCGCUGCGUCGCCGCCGUGGAGGGACGACGAUCGAGAGGGUCACUACGUGUUCGAUCUCGGAGAGAAUCUCACGCCGAGAUAUAAAAUUCUCAGCAAGAUAGGGGAAGGUACCUUUGGUCGGGUUUUGGAAUGUUGGGAUCGCGAGACACGCGAUUACGUGGCCAUUAAGGUUGUUCGGAGCAUACGCAAGUACCGGGAGGCUGCAAUGCUUGAGAUAGAUGUCCUUAAUCUUCUUGGCAAAAAUGAUAGACAUGGAUCGCGAUGCGUUCAACUUCGGAGGUGGUUUGACUAUCGUAAUCACAUUUGCAUUGUUUUUGAGAAGCUUGGACCGAGCUUGUAUGAUUUUCUAAAGAGAAAUAAAUACUACCCGUUCCCUGUGGAACUUGUGCGGGAGUUCGGACGUCAACUAUUGGAGUCUGUAGCAUAUAUGCAUGAAUUACGCCUUAUACACACUGAUCUCAAGCCAGAAAACAUUCUUCUUGUGUCUUCGGAAUACAUAAAGGUUCCAAGCAGCAAGAGGAAGUCACAAGAUGAGGUUCACUUCAAGUGCUUGCCAAAGUCAAGUGCGAUAAAGCUGAUUGAUUUUGGUAGUACUGCCUUUGAUAAUCAGAAUCAUAGCUCGAUUGUGUCUACAAGGCAUUACAGGGCACCUGAAAUAAUCUUAGGUUUAGGGUGGAGCUAUCCUUGUGAUAUGUGGAGCAUCGGUUGCAUUCUAGUUGAGUUAUUGUCGGGGGAAGCUCUUUUUCAAACACAUGAAAAUUUGGAGCAUUUGGCCAUGAUGGAGAGGGUUUUGGGACCAAUUCCAGAACACAUGAUACGGAAAGCCAGUUCCAAUGCAUCAAAAUACUUCAGGCGAGGAACCCGGUUAAAUUGGCCCGAAGGUGCGGUGUCGAGAGAAAGCAUAAGAGCAGUAAAGAAACUAAAUCGACUUAAGGAGUUCGUUUCUCAAUAUGUCGACCAUUCAAGUACCUUGUUGACCGACUUGUUAUAUGGUCUUCUGAGAUUUGAACCGUCAGAGCGUCUCACCGCGCAAGAAGCUCUAAAUCAUACUUUCUUCAAACCAGCAGUUUGAUUAGCCGAUGAAGAAGGCUCAGUUUUUGUACUCCAGCCAUUAUUCAGAUCUCCAUACGCGCGCAGUCAACAUAAAUGCGUAUUUGGGGAAAUAGUUUCUGUAUCGAAGAAGGCGAAUGCGAAUGUCGGAUUCAGGAAAUCUUUCGCUAAUUUAUAGCAUGUGACUCAAAUGUUAUAAAUAUCUGUUACCAAGGAGUAACAAGAAAUCUUCGGCUGUUACUCUUUGAGUGUGCUAAUGUGUUAGAAAAAUUUUCCCUAUUCCUCUAAUUGCCAAAUUGUAUUUCUGGCAUUUUCUUAUUCCAAUAUGAUUUGAUGUGAAUCUGAUUUUAAUUUGUGGCUAAGUUUCAGGCUCGUCUUUGUACUGAGGGUCACAUCAUCAUUAAUGACCGAAAAUGAUAGGAGGCAACGAGCGAAGUGUGCUUAUUUUGUGCAGCACGAAA